CUUGUUUCGACCCUGAUGAAGAAGGACGCAUCACUGCAAGCUCUCAGCAUGUUACAAUGCCAGCACGAGCUAUGUUGACUUUAAGAUCGCUGGAAGGGUAUUGGAUCUGCUUGUCGAUUCUCCCAUGCAGAGCAACCGAACGCCUCUCUUCCAAACCUUCUCUCUUGGCCACCACUUUCAUGAUCACGCACACUUUCCCACCAUACUAGAAGUGCAGCUCCCCACAACUGACUUUCUGGAGGAUUUCGCUUUACGGUCAGAGGUAUCUCCCUGGUCGAGGGCUUUACUAUCGCGUACGCCUCCCUUCGCCAUACUACUCAAUGGAGCGGCGACAAAACAAUCAAGACCGACAGUCCAGCGGCUCGUCCAACGGCCAAAGUAAUCAGUCACAGCAAUGGUCUUCGAACCAGAGAGACUCGACUAAUAACAACGGUCAGAAUGGUUCUCAGCAGAGUCAAUCCGGUCAAUCUGGUCAAUCCGGUCAAUCUGGUCAAUCUGGCAACAAUGUUGGGACCCAGCAGGUCGAAUGGGCAGCGGGGAGGAAACGAUCAGAACAACCAACAAGGUGACCAAGGCUCACGGGGAGGGAACAACGACAACAACCGUAAUCAGCGAUAUGACAACAAUAGGGAUCAAAACCAACAGGGCGGAGGGGGGAUAUCAGAUGGUACCGUCAAGGGAAUCGCUAUUGGAGCGAGUGUCGGAGGCGUGUUGAUUCUCGCCGUUAUCAUUUACAUCCUGUGGAGAAGACGCAAGCGCGCUUCCUCCGCGCGCUCCAAGUCGCCAUCCAACAGCACGAUUCUCCACCCUCCGGCAGGUAACGACAACAUGGCAACUCUACCGAUAUACCGCAGUGACCGCUUCUCUGUACGAUCAGCUGGCCACGACUCCGUAACUAACAUGGCGAACCAAGCAGCCAGAGAUCCUCCUCAUGCUGCCCAAAGGAGCCCGCUGAGCGCACCUGAAGCUUGGAAGUCCUUACAUCCCCCGAAAGUCGGGUCACCCGAAGCACUACAAGCAUCCACUCAACUCUCGCCUCCUCUAUCGCAGCCACCUCAGGCUCACAUGGCACCUCAAGAAAGGUCAAGCGCAACCAUGCUGGAUCUCCCGGUCAUGAAAGAAUCCAACGCACACAACCCCGGCCUCGGUCUCUUCACUCGCCGCUCAACAGACUUAUCCGGAGCCAGUGACAACGAAUGGCCCCUCAAAGGCGAAGGAGACUCACCCGAAGAAACCCAAAACCCAGAUCGUUGGAGCUGGUCAAACUCCAACGCUCCCCCCACACCACGCAUAGUCCCAUCCAACGCUCGAGCAUCUCUUCAAAGCUACCCGGGAGGCGCAAGUCUCGCAGCGUGGUUACGUAACCAACGAGAAGAUCCUGCAGAGUCUGCUGGUGGCCAUAAACCUCUCCUGAAGAACCAGGCUACGACGCCUGUUCUGACCUCCGAUGCUGCUGUGCCUGCGAGAAAGGCUUCGAAGCCACGUGAGGGGAAGAAAGGAAAUCACGGACAUGGUCAUGCUCUGUCCGGCAUGUUCAAACCGAAUAAUUCGAAACCCCAGCCGUCGAAAAUGGAGACUUGGACGCCGCCGAAAGGGGCGAAUUCUCUGCGGCCGAGCACGAAUAUCAAUGGCACUGACGUCACUGCCAUUGAGAUGAAGGAGAAGAUUUGAGAAACAUUUUCUCGCCACCAACGACAACAAGAUGACAACGUACAUUUUGUAUGAUACGUGGGUCCUUAAGUGCUGGACACAUCAUAUUCAUCUCCGCGGAGAUCGAGGUGGAUUUUUGAGAAUCCAUCUUUGCUUUACGACACGAUACCCUUUGAAAGCGUUAUGAGACAGAAAGGAGCAAAAUAACAAAACAUUCUUUGAAAAGAAAGGGGGCGAGCACAGAACAUCUAGAAAGACAAACAACUCGACUUCUGUAUCUGAUACGACCGCUAUCCAUGCAGCAUCUUAUAGUGUACGCAAUAUACCAACCGCUAUGCAAG
This is a messenger RNA of Pseudocercospora fijiensis CIRAD86, 1991 nucleotides long. RefSeq lists its product as uncharacterized. NCBI's taxonomy places the organism in Eukaryota, Fungi, Ascomycota, Dothideomycetes, Mycosphaerellales, Mycosphaerellaceae. The transcript has 4 exons. The record is from RefSeq and is a predicted model, not a curated record. Bases 439 to 1671 code for a protein of 410 amino acids.